Messenger RNA from Talpa occidentalis (Iberian mole), 4413 nucleotides. RefSeq names its product GTP binding protein 4 (gene GTPBP4). Gene Ontology annotation, cellular component: nucleolus. Gene Ontology annotation, molecular function: GTP binding; RNA binding; GTPase activity. The coding region runs from base 68 to 1972 and encodes 634 amino acids. Lineage: Eukaryota; Metazoa; Chordata; Mammalia; Eulipotyphla; Talpidae. The record is from RefSeq and is a predicted model, not a curated record. The transcript has 17 exons. Gene Ontology annotation, biological process: ribosomal large subunit biogenesis.
CGGAAGUCUCGUCACGCCGUUCGCGCGAGCCCGUCUCGUGCGCUGCCCCUCGUGUCUGGCCGCCAGCAUGGCGCACUACAACUUCAAGAAGAUCACUGUGGUGCCCUCCGCCAAGGACUUUAUUGAUCUGACAUUAUCGAAGACUCAACGAAAGACUCCAACAGUUAUUCAUAAGCAUUACCAAAUUCAUCGCAUUAGGCACUUUUACAUGAGAAAAGUCAAAUUUACUCAACAGAAUUACCAUGACAGACUUUCUCAGAUUCUGACAGAUUUCCCUAAAUUGGAUGAUAUCCAUCCGUUUUAUGCUGAUUUGAUGAAUAUUCUCUAUGACAAGGAUCAUUACAAGUUGGCUCUAGGACAAAUAAAUAUUGCCAAAAAUUUAGUGGACAAUGUUGCUAAAGAUUACGUGCGGCUUAUGAAAUAUGGUGACUCUCUCUACCGCUGUAAGCAGCUGAAGCGCGCUGCCCUUGGGCGAAUGUGCACUGUUAUCAAAAGACAGAAGCAGAGUUUGGAAUAUUUGGAACAAGUGCGUCAGCAUCUGUCCCGUCUACCAACUAUUGAUCCGAAUACAAGGACCCUUCUUCUGUGUGGGUACCCAAACGUUGGCAAGUCCAGCUUCAUCAAUAAGGUGACAAGAGCUGAUGUGGAUGUGCAGCCAUAUGCAUUUACAACCAAGUCUCUGUUUGUUGGGCACAUGGAUUAUAAGUAUCUACGCUGGCAGGUUGUAGAUACUCCUGGGAUUUUGGAUCACCCUUUGGAGGAUCGGAAUACCAUUGAAAUGCAGGCCAUCACGGCCUUGGCCCAUCUGCGCUCUGCGAUUUUGUACGUGAUGGACUUGUCUGAGCAAUGUGGGCAUGGGUUGAAGGAGCAGGUGGAGCUUUUCCAGAACAUCAGACCACUGUUUAUCAACAAGCCCCUGAUAGUUGUAGCAAACAAGUGUGAUGUGAGGAGAAUAGCUGAACUUCCUGAAGAUGAUCAGAAAAUAUUUACAGAUUUGCAGGCAGAAGGUUUUCCUGUGGUGGAGACCAGCACCCUGACUGAGGAAGGUGUGAUGAAGGUGAAAACAGAGGCUUGUGACAGGCUUUUGGCUCAUCGAGUUGAAACCAAACUGAAAGGCAACAAAGUGAAUGAGGUGCUGAACAGACUUCAUUUGGCUGUGCCAAACAAGAGAGAUGACAAGGAGAGGCCUCCUUUCAUCCCAGAAGGAGUGGUGGCACGAAAGAAGAGAAUGGAAGUUGAAGAGCCUAAAAGGAAAAAGGAGCGAGAUAUUGAGCUGGAAAUGGGAGAUGAUUACAUUUUGGAUCUUCAAAAGUACUGGAAUAUAAUGAAUUCAUAUGAAAAGUAUGAUAAGAUACCCGAGAUCUGGGAAGGACACAAUAUAGCUGAUUAUAUUGAUCCUGACAUCAUGAAGAAAUUGGAGGAGUUAGAAAAAGAGGAAGAGCUAAGAACAGCUGCUGGAGAGUAUGACAGUGAAUCUGAAAGUGAAGAUGAAGAAAUGGCAGAGAUCCGACAGCUGGCAAAACAAAUCAGAGAGAAAAAGAAGUUGAAAAUUUUGCAAUCCAAAGAGAAGAAUACACAGGGACCUAGAAUGCCUCGAACUGCUAAGAAGGUUCAGCGGAAUGACUUGGAGAACGAGAUGCGCAGUCUCGGAGUUGACAUGGAUGACAAAGACAAUGCCCAUUAUGCUGUUCAGGCCAGAAGGUCUCGGAGUGUCACUAGGAAAAGGAAGCGGGAAGAUUCUGUCCCACCCUCUUCGGUGACUCGAAGUCGCAGUUGCUCUCGAACUCCCCGAGAUGUUUCUGGUCUUCGGGAUGUCAAGAUGGUGAAGAAAGCCAAAACUAUGAUGAAGAAUGCCCAGAAGAAGAUGAAUCGGUUGGGGAAGAAGGGAGAAGCAGACAGACAUGUAUUUGAUAUGAAACCUAAGCAUCUACUGUCUGGAAAGAGGAAAUCGGGUAAAAAGGACAGGAGAUAGUGUCCUUUGCUGUGAGAUGGUUUGGCUGGACUGUUUGUUUCUUGCUUUGGUGUGGUUUCCCAGAGCUCAAGUCAUGACCGUAAACUGAAAACUAUGGUGACAUAACUAAAGCACUUGUUGCUUUGCUGAAAACCGUAGUUAACCCUUAGCUAUACAGGUGUGGGAAAUAUUUGUAACUCCAUAAUAUUACAAAUAUUUUAUUACAAAUAUUUGGGGUAGAUUGUUGUUUCUGCAUUUAAUGAAUUUUUAUUGCUUCAGAUUUGCAGAACUGCAACGAUGUAUUGAUGUGUCUAUGUUGUGUUUAAUGGAGAAAAUUUCUAAUUUUUUUGUGCAAGAGGGAUUAUUCACUGUAUCUGAAGAGCCUUUUGGGGGGAAAAAAAGAUACCCCCACUUGUGGUUGUAUGCAGAUGGCUACCAACCUUCUGGUAAACUUUGGUAUAUGUGAGUUUAUGGGUCUGAACUAAAUUAUUUUCUUGUCUUUUUGUAUGAUAUGCCAUGGUAAUCUGUCUCCAACUAUUUUAUCCAGUAUAAAUUUCUAAAAGAAAGUAGCUUCAAGGGCCUUCCUGGUGGUGCAGGCUGUUGAGCACAGUGCUGUGAAGCUAACUGCAGCCUCUGCAGGGCGGGUUCAAUUGCAGCCGGCGACGGAGAUACCCACAUGGCGUGGCAGACCUCUCCUGUCUUGCCCGCUGCUCCCCUCAGCAGGGCAUUUCAGUCAGUCUACCUGCUAUGUUCCCCACUCUGUCUGGUGAAUCUGCUUACCCUCCCGCACAUCUGGCCUGUACCCUGGUUCUUGUAUAAAUCAAUCUUUAAAAAGAAAGUAGCUUUAAUUUAUCUACUCUUUUAUUCUUUAUUUUGGGGGGAGGGUUAGUUACAAAUCAGUUUGACCAAAAUGAAAGGGAAAAAUAUAAAUGAUUAUUUUUUUGUUUUCAAAGCAUUCUACUUGAUUUGUGGACUAAAAUGUUGUCUAAGCCUUUAUAGCACUUAAGUGUGCUAUAGUACAUUGCUGAAAAUUACCUGUGUUAAUGAAAUAUAAACACACCCAAUACAACUACAGAAGUACUUCCUGGGAGCCUGUAUCUAUUUAUUUUAAGUGAAGAUAAUUGUGAGGUAUAUGUCAUCUCAGUACCCCCCCCCCAAUGUAGACUGUCACAAACUAAUAUGUUAGAACCUGAUGUUCUUAAGCAUCUCUUGAGCACAGAAGGUACCAUUAUUACCACUGAUAUUCUGUGAAGUUUCACAUGAAGAUGCCUCUCCUUGGCAAGUCCCCUUUGCUGACUCUUGGAACGCUUUUAAAGUACAUCUGUGUGUCUGUCUUCUAGUGUUUUGCAAUAUAAUUUGAAGCUUUCCUUUGUACACAUUGCGUGUUUAACAGGUUGUGGUGCAUUUGGAAUAUAAAGCAAGAUUUUAUAUAUAUUGGAAAAGGUUGUCUUAGGAGAGAUUCACACUUGAGUGAUGUCAGGGAAGAUUACAGGAAGCACCAGGAAUCCAUCGCUACCGAGAUUACAGUUCCCUGGCAGAAUGUGUCUGCUGUAACUUUUAAGAACUCUGAAGUCUCUUUGAAGGCUUGCAUCUGCCAGGGAAAAGCUUGACUGGUAGUCACACUUAAUUCCGGUCAGUUUUAGCCCUGCCUGUUGGGCUCUACUAGCCCCACCCCCAAGCCCUGUGCAGUUACUGUGCCUACAUUCCUGGAGCCAUUUGUGGGGAUCUGGGCACUAGGACAUAUUCCAAAUACUGGGGUUGUGAUUUGAUUGUUGCAUCUUUCGGCAAGAGUAUAGACAAUGGACCCCCCCCACCUGCUGGAUCAGAUUUCAGAAAUUUAGAGGAGCAGUGCCUGUUUUAGUUUCCUUUGUAUUUUUUCCCUUUUGACCCUGUUUAUGUGACCAGAUAUUGCAAGAUUAGGAAGCCAGCCGACAGGGACCCCGGAGGCUGGCGGGCUGCCUGCCUGCCCAUGGGGAGACCCACCACCGGACCCCGGGGAUGGGAUUUGCCAGCCUGUUUCCCUCAGCCAAAGGAAAGUGGUUGAAUUUGUGGACAAACAGGGCAGCAGACUCCACCGUCCUGCUCUUGGGCAGAGGGCAGGGGUCUUUAUGCAAAGGGGGAGAUGAGGGAUGGUCCACAACGGGGAAGGAGGAGGGGUCAGCACUGGAUGGGUGAGCUCCAGGUUGCUUUUCUCAACUCCUUGGAAUGGGAGUCCACAACGGGGAAGGAGGAGGGGUCAGCACUGGAUGGGUGAGCUCCAGGUUGCUUUUCUCAACUCCUUGGAAUGGGAGAAGACAAACCUGCCAGACAAGGGGGGAAUUGCAAGAGAUGGGGGAGACCAACUUGUUCAUUGCUAUGAGAGACCGGUCACUUGUAACUGCAUCAGAUGUGCUCCAGCAGUUCAAACCAAAACAUCAGAUUCAUAAUAAAACGCUUCUUUAGUUACAUGUUUAUUUUUUAAG